Molecule: messenger RNA, 512 nt
Organism: Schizophyllum commune H4-8
Lineage: Eukaryota; Fungi; Basidiomycota; Agaricomycetes; Agaricales; Schizophyllaceae
Exons: 7
Coding region: 131-439 (102 amino acids)
Biological process (GO): transmembrane transport; nucleobase transport
Cellular component (GO): plasma membrane
Molecular function (GO): nucleobase transmembrane transporter activity
Source: RefSeq, a predicted model, not a curated record
UCCAUCUGCCGGUCGUGCCCCACAGGCUCAAUCGCAUCGAUCGGCGAAGAGGGAAAGCCUCGCUGGCCUUGAAGAGGUUAAUCAUCACCUUCACGACCCACUGAACGAGCCGCUGGGGCGACUUGCCGAGAUGUCGAAGAUCACCAGUUGGUUGCAGGUGUCAUCAGAUUCCUCGGCAUACCAAAAUGCAGAUAUCCUGCCGUUGCCUCCUGCGCGUCGGACAUGGAGUAAGAGGAUCUUCGUCUUCUUCUGGAUGGCUACCUCUAUCAACAUUGCAGAAUGGGGCGCCGGGUCCUCCAGUUUGGCACUAGGCCUGAGCGUUGGACAGGCGUUAGCAGUCCACGCUGUCACAACGGUUCUCGUCACAUUACUACUGGUCAUGAGCGGUCAUGGGGGUGGAAAGUGGCACAUCCCAUUUGUCUGCCGUAAUCAACCGUAGUUCUUGGGGGAUGUACGUCUUCUCAGCCGCUUGGCAGACUCCUCGCAGAAUUCGGUCUAGGAUCCUGACUGUC